This is a messenger RNA of Phalaenopsis equestris, 2013 nucleotides long. RefSeq names its product increased DNA methylation 1-like. NCBI's taxonomy places the organism in Eukaryota, Viridiplantae, Streptophyta, Magnoliopsida, Asparagales, Orchidaceae. Gene Ontology annotation, molecular function: transcription corepressor activity. The record is from RefSeq and is a predicted model, not a curated record. Gene Ontology annotation, biological process: negative regulation of DNA-templated transcription. The transcript is spliced from 5 exons. The coding region runs from base 36 to 1046 and encodes 336 amino acids.
UGUAGGUUUACACUGGACUGCAAUCACUUGUAGGAAUGACGAAUUGCUUGAAUGAUGGAUUAUGCUGGACUGUUUUGAAAUGCAUUCAUGAUGAUGAAAAAGUUCUUUCUACACAGAAGACUGCUUUGAUGGCUGAAUGCAACACAAAGUUAGCUGUUGCCUUGUCCAUUAUGGAAGAAAGCUUUCUUCCCAUGUUGGAUCCCAGAACAGGCAAAAAUAUGCUUUCUCUCAUCUUGUACAACUUGAGGUCAAAAAUAUCGCAGGUGAACUGUCAAGGAUUUUAUACUGUGGCCUUGGGGAGGGAUGAUGAACUAUUUUCUGUUGCUUCAAUCAGGGUGCAUGGAGUCACUUUGGCUGAGCUGCCUCUAAUAACAACAUGCGUUGAGCAACGUCAGGCGGGAAUGUGUCGACGGCUUAUGCAUGUGAUUGAAGAGAUGCUGAAAUCAUUGAAGGUAGAAAUGCUGGUUUUAUCAGCCAUUCCAAGCCUAGUAGAGACUUGGACAUCAACUUUUGGAUUCCAACACAUCAAUGAUGAUGAUAAGAAGAAACUGUGUGGUAUCAACCUGAUGAUAUUUCCUGGAGCAACAUUGUUGAAAAAGAACCUGUUUGAGUGUGAACGCAGUGAAUUAGGAAAGGAUGAUGACUUGUCAUUGAGCAAUUUUUCUUCCAGCAAUAAUGCACCAGACAAGAUUCAUAAAAAGACUUCCACUGAAGCUCCGAAGCCUUCUUUCAACAGCCCAGCUUUGGAUCCCCGGUUUUAUUGGUCCUUUUCCACAGAACAAACUGCUACUAUUCAAGCACCAGUUGCUGGCGCCGAUAAAUCCACAUAUCCUUUUCCCAACUCCUACUUAUCAUGUCCACCUGUAUACACUGAUCAAUAUUCUGGCUUGAUAUCUGACUCAAAUCAUUUGAAGAAUAAUGGGGAGGGCAACAAUUAUGCUGGUUACAGCACAAAUAAUAUUGAUGGAAUGCAUGAAGUUACUACAGAGGUGGAUCCUUAUAUAGAAGCACUAAACUGUUUCAAAUCCAGCCUUGCCUCUUUUUGAUGCUGGGUGAAUCAGUAGCAUUAUUGAAGCUAACAGUAAAACAUUUUUGAAUCAGUCAGCCUUAACAAUUUUAAAUCUCUUACCUCCAAGGUGAGAAUUCCUUCCAGGCAGCAUCACAGAAGGGAUUAGAGGGACUGGUAGGAGAUAUUGAAGGGUGGCUAGUCCAUUAGGAAUUCUUCCAAAGUAUAAAAACUGCAGAGGUCUUUUGAAAUCUACAAUUUGUUUUUUUUUAACAGUUUCUUGUUAUAUUUGAUUUUGUAGAGACCUUAACAAGACAUUGUACUUUGUUUAUGCUAGCCUUUUUACUUAUGGUGUGUUCAGCAAGUGGGGCAAGAUGUGCAAUGGUUUUAUAUUAGGAUGAUUUAGAUUUACAUCCUAAUAUAAAAUCAUUGCACAUCUUCCCCAACUUGCUGAACACACCAUAAGUGAACAGACCGGUAUAAGCAAAGUACAAUGUAUUGUUAUGGUCUCUACAAAAUCAACCAUAACAGGAAACUUUUGAACAAAAGCAAAUUAUAGAUCUCAAAACACCUGUGCAGUUUUUAUACUUAGAAUAAUUCCUAAUGGACUAGCCCCAUGUGAGCUUGUUGGUUUUGUGUUGCUGAGCUUAUCUUCUAUCUCACAUUAGGAAUUUUGGAUCUUGCUGGUGGCUUCUGUCCUUGUUUUCUGCUGCUAUCUCAAUACUGCCUUGGUAUUUUUUCUCUGUUUUGGCGCUAAACAAGCCUCAAAGCUGUGCCUUCUUUACUAUGGAUACUGGUGCUUUUCCUGCUGCAUUGAGGAUGAACUGGAGUCUCCAAUCGUCUCUUUGCACGGUUGGGAGCUGCUACUACUACUCUGGCUGGAGUUUAUAUUAAUGAGAUGGACUUCGUUUGAUUUCUCUACUCUGCUACUUACUUUUCUGAGUAAUUGUUUUGUUCUCUUCUUUUUCUCCACAUUUACUUUCAUUGAUUUACUUCUUACAAUUUUA